This is a messenger RNA of Salarias fasciatus (jewelled blenny), 612 nucleotides long. It is a transcript of the gene tmem235b, whose product is annotated as transmembrane protein 235b. Lineage: Eukaryota; Metazoa; Chordata; Actinopteri; Blenniiformes; Blenniidae. Bases 1 to 612 code for a protein of 203 amino acids. The record is from RefSeq and is a predicted model, not a curated record. The transcript is spliced from 4 exons. Gene Ontology annotation, cellular component: apical plasma membrane.
AUGAAGGUAACCUUCAGUCAGCUGGUGAUCACAGCUGGGAUCUGCGGGAUCCUCAGCUUCGCCUUCCUGGCCACUUCCAUCGGAACCGACUACUGGUACAUCAUCGAGAUCAACGCCAUGAACACCACGGACUUCGAGAACAUGAGCUCCCACUCGGGACUGUGGAGCAUCACCGAAGGUGAGAAGUCCUCGGUCUUCAUGGACUCCUUCUCGGCUGACUACUCCAGAUACUCGGCGUCGGAGCAGCGGAUGCUGAACAUGCACGGUGCCAUCGUGGUGCUGCUGCCCCUCAGCCUGGUGCUGGUGCUGUUCGGGGGCAUCUGCGGCCUGGUCAGCUCCCUGGCCCGCAGCCCCGUCCUCCUCACCGCCGCCGCCUCCUACUUCUUCAUCUGCAGCGUGCUGACGGUGUGUGGAGCCUCCCUCUACGUGGUGUACUCGUCCCAGGCGGAGGCCCUGGCGGGCCCGGAGAGCCUGGCCUUCGUGCGCACGUCCUUCGGCUGGUCCUUCGCCCUGGCCUGGCUCUCCUACGGCCUGGAGCUGCUCACCGGGGCGCUGCUGCUCGCCGCCGCACAGCUGAUCCGGCGGCGGCAGAGCCGUCCCACCAGGGCCUGA